Messenger RNA from Mycena citricolor, 2762 nucleotides. Lineage: Eukaryota; Fungi; Basidiomycota; Agaricomycetes; Agaricales; Mycenaceae. The record is from the annotation of a GenBank genome assembly.
CACGAUCCUUGCAUGAAGCAUCCCAAAUAUAGUCUUGGCAACACGAGCGAUCCCUGUUUUUUCUUCUGUUACCGCAAUAGUAUGAUUACCUGAGAUUGGAUGCCGCGCUUUCCUUCUGUCGGCGUCUUCAAUUUGUCAAGGCGCCAUGUCCAUCUCCACGUACCCGGCACCAGGUGUUUCAUAUCUGGGUUUGGCAGACGAGGCUAUUCGAAACCAAGUUUUCCAUCUAUCCGCUUCUAUUCUCAAAAAUGACCACAGAACGUAUAAAGGUUCGCCUGCUCACUCUCUAGACUCACCUCCUCACCCCGACUCGGCCUGCACAUGCUCAGAACUCAUCUCACUGCCCUCGAGACCAGCGCCCGUCGCUGCCCACGGGCGACCGUUUUCAAGCUUCCGCGAUCAGACUCCCCGAGCAAUCAUGCCCAAGACUGGCAUUCCAUUACAUAUCGCCAAUUCCACUCGGACGUUGAAUCAUCUGCCCGAUACUGGUCCUUCGUGCUAGCAGAGAAUGGUGUUUCUGCGGGGUCAGUCGUCGGCUUGUGGAUCGGUGGCUAUACUUACAGCGACGUGCUCAACAUCUACGGGAUUUCCAGAGCUGGCUUCAUUCCGCAGUUAUUCUCUCUCCGUCUUCCCUCGGCCGAGGUCAUCUUCGAGCUCCUUACCCAGUCAAAUGCCAAAGCGGUCAUCUACGAGACGGCGUUCGCCGGAGCGCUGCGCGAGAGCCCGGUGCCAGCUUUCAUGGCCGCAUCGCCCGAAGAUCUGUGCGGUGCGGCAGAGUACUCCCUUUGUGCGCUGGUGCCUUGCUCGUAUCGGUGGCUGGAUAGUGCUGCAAUCAAAUCCAGCGAAAUCAACGUGCCCCGCAGUCCGGACCGUCAAGAUGUCACUGUGUGGAUGGGAAGCAUGUGUCAUAUCGGGCAGACGUUCAUGCUAAUUGGCAGCUUACAACACGGCUCGUGUGUUAUCCAGCCAACCCAGAUUGGAUUCUCUGCCGAGGAGCUUUGCGCCAUGGUCCACCGAUGCGGACUUAAUCGCCUGAACCAGUUCGCUGCGUUCUUGGCCAGCCACCUGCGAGCCUCCCGCACCGAUCCCAAGCUUCUCUCGCUACUCUGCGGUCUCGACGAGGUCCUUUACAGCGGAAUGCCUUUGCCUCGAGAGGAAGAAGAGUGGGCGUAUCGCAGCGGCAUCAAGCUACGCAACUUAUUUGGGAGCACCGAAGCGGGCGCCACCCUCAGAUCAGUCGGUGGCACAGAAAGCACCGCGGCUUUGCUCCAGCCUUUGCAGGGAACGUCCUAUCGGUUCAUCCCUGUGACUGAAGGUGGCGCAUCUGCCUAUCAGUCCACUGCCCGCUUGGUCGAGUUUGUUAUCUCGGCCGAUUCCCCUGACUGUCCUCAUCCGUCCUUGCGCAACCAAGACGGGCAUUUCCACACGGGAGAUCUCUUCCAGGAAGUCGCGCCAGGCAAAUACAUCUCCAAAGGCCGGGCAGACGAUUGGAUCAAGUCGGAAAACAGCCUCAGAUGCGAUACCAAGUCCAUCGAGGACAAUGCAAGAAUGCAAUGUGGGCCGCUAAUCAGCGAAUGCGUCGUUGUCGGCUCGGGUCGGCCAUCCCCAGUCCUCUUCGUCGAACCUGGCACCGACAUGGACUCGGAGAAACUAAAAAAGGAGAUCAUCCGCAAGACGCGCCAGUUCCAUUCUCGCCGCUAUCUGCAUGAACGCAUCACCUCCACGGACAAGAUUGUGGUCGUCCCUCCCAAAACACUUCCGCGCACACUCACCAAGGGAAAUAUCCGUCGCAUGGCUGUCGAAGAGACUUUCAAGGCUCUUCUCGACGAAAUACACGCUCCCUGAUUAGGAACAUUUAAACGUGUAACAUAGAACUCCUGUCUUAUUAGUUAAUUAGAUGUAGCGUACUCAAGACAAUGCACACUGAAGCCCCUCGGGCCCAAUUCAGAGCUGGAUAAUCUGGGAUCUCCCCGGCUGCCGUAAAAAGGCUGUCAGUCCACCCGUGCCAGCGUUCUGUUGAGCGUCGGGGGAUUCAUCACCAUGAAAAGGCGGUCUCGGAGUCGCGAGUAAGCCGACAUGGUGGGUCAUGGGAAGAAUAACACUAGCAUUGGAAUCGGAGAAAGAUGGAUAAACUGGAAGAUGCUGCUUGUAGACUUUCUGAUCGUUGUCAGAAAGGGCGAGGCCCCAGUUCGUCAGAAUGGUGAUCGGUCGAUGAGUAACUCGAAAGGAUUGAAGCGCACUCAGUGCAUAAUGUAAAGGCAGCACGCUACUCGCCGAAUUUGGCAACUGCUCUCUUGUGAAGCGGUCAGCCCAGUAGAACGCGCUCAGAGAAUCAAUGGCGACCAUCCCAAUCUCGAGCUCAGGCAUCCGGGUUUGUGAUAAGUCGGAAGAUUGAGAAUGGACGCGGCAAGUUGACUAGUUGAUCCUGGACGAAAUAUGUGCAGGCUGCGCAAAGCACGCUGAACUAGAGCCCCGUCGAAGUCGCCCUGCAACAGCACAUCGUGGAACUGUUUCGCGUCAAACGUUCCAUCGAGAUCGUACAGCACCGCGGCUUUCUUCCAAACGAUGAGGCAUGUUACGAGGCAUUUGGCUAGGACCUGGCUUUUGCCGGAACCUGAUGGCCCUUGGAUCUCGAGCACAUCACCUGGGUGCACUCCAAGAAUGUCUCCGAGGGCGUCCAAAUGCGAGGGCUGUUUCUCGGGGCGUGCCGCAGAGAGAAGCUAGUUUGAGUGGUCAGAAGACCGAGUGUGUGUGACGCAGGG